AUGGUCGCCCCAUCAGCAAGCAAGCCUGUCACUGAGCCAGAGGAGGGCUCAGACUUCCGCAAGGCUCCUGCAGACACCAACCGUAUGCCAGGCUCCGCAGCAUCGAUGAAAGUCUUGGAACGAUCUCGCACCACCCCCUCUGCCUCGUCUGCCCCUACACCUACCCGACCUUCCACGAGCAAAUCCGCGAUCCAAUCGCUUCAACCCAUCCUUGACUCCACUUCAACAAGCGCUAUUCAGCCAACGGACAUUCAACUGCUCACCACCUCGAUCCUGUCGAACCAGCAGCGCGCGCGUCUCGUGCUCUCGCAUCAAGAACGUCUCAUCCACACCAACCCCUCUUUGUCCCAACUAAAAGAGUCGUUACGAAUCCUAUCGAGUUCGUCGUGGGGUCAGGUGCUAGAGGAGCGUCAUUUGGCGGGUCACUGUGCUUAUCCGCCUUGCACGAACUCCGCCCCGACGACGGGCAGGGGUGGCGAGGGGCGGUUUCGCAUCAGUCUAGGCGCUAAAUCGGUCAAAGCGUUGGAGGACGUCGAUCUGGGUGAGGCGGGCAAUACGUGGGAUGAUGUACGUGGGGUGUUUUGUGGCAAAGCGUGCUAUGCGAGGAGUGAAUGGGUGCUGCGGUGGGUGUUGUCGGAUGGGUUGGUGAGGGAGGAGGGAACUGGUGGAGGAGGAGGGAAGUGGGAGAAAAUGACGAGUCGGGGGGAGGUGGAGUUGUUGGAGGAUAUCGAAGCGGAGAAUGGGGGGUCGUUUGGAGAGGCGAUGCUGGAUGGGAUGCGCGUUGAAGCGGAAACUGCGCGGGGAGCGAGCACAGCGGUGCCGACCCCAGCGAGGGGGAAGGACGUAUCCAACCUCAUGGGCGAACUGACCAUUGUGGAGCGGCCAAAAGGAACUUCCGCCCCUGCCGCCGCAGCAGCAGCGUCAGUCGACGUCCCCAACAACCUCGGCGCGCGAUUCGGCCCCUCUACCACCACCAUUCCCACCAGCAUCACCACCGCUGACGACGACGAAGACGACGACCCCAUGGACGCGCAGACACGCUAA
Molecule: messenger RNA, 1044 nt
Organism: Kalmanozyma brasiliensis GHG001
Lineage: Eukaryota; Fungi; Basidiomycota; Ustilaginomycetes; Ustilaginales
Product: Protein of unknown function DUF408
Exons: 1
Coding region: 1-1044 (347 amino acids)
Cellular component (GO): nucleus; cytoplasm
Molecular function (GO): RNA polymerase II CTD heptapeptide repeat phosphatase activity; RNA polymerase core enzyme binding
Source: RefSeq, a predicted model, not a curated record